Molecule: messenger RNA, 1461 nt
Organism: Symbiodinium sp. CCMP2456
Lineage: Eukaryota; Dinophyceae; Suessiales; Symbiodiniaceae
Source: the annotation of a GenBank genome assembly
AUGGCGCCCAGCCUUGCCUCUGCUGGCGCAGCGGCCUUUGUACUUCUGGGCUUUACUCUCUACCAAAGUUUUCUGAGCACUGGCAUUGUCUACGGGUGGCCAUCGCUCCUUUCACUUCUGACCAGCGAGAAUGUGUAUAGACACCGCUGUGAUAAUUAUGCAGAGAGUUGUCCUGAGCGCACUCUGGCCUUCAACCUUGUUUUUAGCAUCGGUGCAAUGGUGAACGUCUCUGGUGGCGUGGCCUGCGGAUUCCUUGUCGACUCCAUCGGACCACGCAAGGGCAUCCUCACGGGCUUGAUCUUGAUCAUCACGGGGAGCCUCUGUUUGGGCUUGGCAGACGUAGAGAGCGACUGGGCCUGGCCCGCCGCCUACGUCUUCUACGGACUUGGGGGCUGCUGCGUCCAUCUCUCCAGCUUCUCUUUGGGCAACGCUUUUGGAAAGGCCAAGGGCGUGGUCAUUUCCUGCUUUGUGGCAAUGUUUUCGAUCUCAGCGCUGGCGUUUCAAGUCUUCGACCUGGCCUACCGAGCUGGGCUGACACUUCGAGUCGUAUCCUUGAUCCAUGUCAGCCUCGAGGCUCUCAACAUGUGCUUUUCUGGAUGGCUGUGGCCAGAUUCAGCACUGAAACCAGGAACGCGAUUGAUCUUCGAGCGAUGCCGGAUCAAGUCCAGCGGGGGCAUGGAGCAGGGAAUCGCCACCAAAAGUCUUACUGCUCGGGAGCGCUGCGUCUCAGCGCUGGGCAUCGCGAGGACCUACAAGUUUGUAGGGUUCCUCACUUUCCACUUCACCCAGCUCGGUCUGAAUCGAUGUUUGAUGGGGUGGAUGGCGGCUGAGCUACGUUGGAAGCACGAGGAGCUGCUCGGUGCUUCGAGACCUGGGCUCGACAUCGAUCAUGAGCUGGCCAUGUUCAAUUUUUUGCAAGCAGCGGCUGGUUUCAUUUCUAUCCCUGCCUUUGGAUGGCUGGUGGCACGAUUCGGGCACCGGCGUGCUCCUUUCUGUGCUACAGCCGGCCUUGCCGUUCUCUUUCUCGCUGUCCGGCCCUUCAGCGAACCGUGGCUCUUGCCAGUCCUUUACAUUGUGUCGGCUUGCCACCGUCAGCUGUUCUUCUCAACGUUCUUCACGUUCAUGAUUUCCGAAUAUCCGGCCGAGUUGUUUGCGACACUGGCUGGAAUGGCGAAUAUUCUGGCUGGCCUAGUGUCCUUCCUGCAGAAUCCACUCUUGGAGUUUGUCUUGCGGGACAUGGAUGGGGACUUCUUGCUUCCGCUGCUGGCACAGCUAGGAAUCGCUGCCAUCGUGUUCGUUUGUUCCCUGGUCGCCUGGUUCUACGACAAGCCCGUGCUUCCGCCACCGGCAGCCCUCGACACAGAGACUGAGCCGGGACAAACUAGCCCACAAUCUGCCAAGCUGAGCCCACAACAUGCGUCGGAGGUAGAUGAGGCUGCAGAAUCAAAGCUGCAACUCUGA